AUGGCUUCGUUUGUUCUUCGAUCUAUUGCCAGAAAUUUCAAAGCGCACGAAACAUCGGCAUAUCUUUUGAAGUCGGGUAUCGUCUCAACAGCAUCAUCACAAAAUAUUCAAACUCGACAAGGAUCAUCGGCCGCACCGAAAAAACGUAUCAAAGUUGCCAAUCCAAUUGUCGAAUUAGAUGGUGAUGAAAUGACACGCAUCAUCUGGGCAUGGAUCAAGGAAAUGCUCGUUUUUCCUUAUGUCGAUGUCGAUUCCAAAUACUACGAUUUGGGUUUGGAGAAUCGUGAUGCCACCAAUGAUCAGGUGACAAUCGAAUCAGCCCAUGCCAUCCAGCGAUACAAUGUCGGUAUUAAAUGUGCAACCAUUACACCUGAUGAACAACGAGUCGAAGAAUUCAAAUUGAAAAAGAUGUGGCUUUCACCCAACGGAACCAUUCGAAAUAUUCUUGGUGGAACCGUUUUUCGUGAACCAAUUAUCUGCAAAACAAUCCCACUAUUAGUUCCUGGCUGGAAGGAACCCAUCGUCAUCGGUCGUCACGCUUUUGGUGAUCAAUAUCGUUGCCAAGAUAUGGUCAUCAAACAUCCCGGCCGUGUAACAUUGAAAUAUGCGCCGGCUGAUGGUUCUCCACCACAAGAAGUCGAAGUUUUCAACUUUACUAACUCAGGAGGUGUUUCCUUGGCCAUGUACAACACUGACGAAUCCAUCACUGGCUUUGCUCAUGCAUGCUUUCAAUACGCUUUGAAGAAGAAUUACCCAUUAUAUAUGUCAACCAAAAAUACAAUUCUUAAACGAUACGAUGGUCGCUUCAAAGAUAUCUUCGAAGAAAUCUAUCAACGACAAUAUAAACAAGAAUUCGAACGUAACAAAAUCUGGUAUGAACAUCGCUUAAUCGACGAUAUGGUUGCCCAAGCUCUCAAAAGCACUGGUGGCUUCGUUUGGGCUUGUAAAAACUACGAUGGUGAUGUUCAAUCAGACAUUGUUGCCCAAGGUUAUGGCAGUCUUGGACUUAUGUCAUCGGUGCUUGUUUGUCCAGAUGGCAAAACGAUCGAAUCCGAAGCCGCACACGGUACUGUAACACGUCACUAUCGUGAACAUCAAAAAGGAAAAUCAACUAGUACAAAUCCUAUUGCAAGUAUUUUCGCAUGGACACGUGGUCUUGAACAUCGUGGUAAACUCGAUGGUAACGAAGAACUUCGACGCUGGUGUCAAUUACUUGAAGAAGCUUGCGUUGAAACAGUCGAUUCAAAGAAAAUGACGAAAGAUCUUGUUGCCUGUAUUCAUGGAUUGAAGAAUGUCAAAGAAGGAAUGUAUUUGAAUACCAAAGAUUUCAUCAAUGAAAUCAAAAUUACACUGAAUAAGAAACUUAAUUACGUUAGCUAA
Molecule: messenger RNA, 1380 nt
Organism: Adineta ricciae
Lineage: Eukaryota; Metazoa; Rotifera; Eurotatoria; Adinetida; Adinetidae
Source: the annotation of a GenBank genome assembly